CGGCAGUUGCGCUCACUACAACCGGUAUUCUUCUGUCUUCCUACCGGGUCAGUUCAUGGUUAGCUUCGAGGUCUUCGUGUUCUGCUUCACUUUUACACUCUGGACGGUCUUUGUUCCUUUUAGCACGGCACUACAGAUGGACCUUAAAGGAACAGUGAAUGUGACCCAGAGCUCCUAUCAGGCAGAGGAGGACCAAGACAUCACACUGGAGUGGACCUUCACAACCAACAAUCACACUUCCUCCAACUCUCUUAAUAUCUUCUGUGAACUGAUAACUGACAGACUUUUAGUCCUGUUUCGUCUCCGUGAAGGAGUAGAGGUCCCAGAGUCUCAGGAUGAACAGUUUGCAGGACGAGUCCAGUGGGACAAAGACGUCCUCAGAGAAGGACGACUCAGACUUCAUGUGUCCAGACUCAGGACUGAGGACUCUGGACUGUAUGUCUGUAAAGUGUUGACACGUUAUGGGAGAAACUCUGGUAGAUGUUGGCUCAAUGUCACUGAGCCAGGCUCUGUUAAAACCUGGACGACCGAGACGCUGCUGCAUCCCAAAAUCCUCCAGACUCCAGGUCCAAACGAUGACACGGGUGUUGAAGGUGGGCGUCUGUACCUGAGCGUACCGAUCCUCGGUGUGUUUGGCUGCAUCAUCCUGAUCCUGAGUGUUGGACUCAGCGCAUAUUUACUCAAACUAAGGCAUCAACCCCAAACUGUAAGUCAGGAUGACUUAUUAAUUUAAGAGACAGCACCAGCACUACCUUCACUACUACGUCUGGGACAACAUUCAGUCGGGAGAUGACAGCCGCGGCAUUUCACCGGACCUUUAACCGACCCAAGGUGGAAGACAACCAGUUCUUCUCUGUAUCAGAUGGUUCUCCUCCACCAGCUGGGGGGGACUGGGAGGGAAAUACACCGUUCACACCCUGGCUUUUUGUGGUUCUGUUGUUGUAACGACGCUGUGUGACCAGAGGCCCGCGCUACGGAGCAAGAUUUGGCCUCAACGAGGAUACUUCAGGGUUUGGUGGAUCACGGCGGCAGAUCGCUUGUUGCCGGGUCAACGGUGCCUUCGCAUUGGCACAGUAACCACGGCUGCAAAGCGACAAAGAGCCAUUCAUUUCCUACGGAGAUUCGCAGGCCGCGAGCAAACUGGUCCCAACCGAUGCGAACGAAUGCGCUGUGGAAACAAAACUGGGUCUGUUGGUCAUCCGGAGGCGUUUUUUAUAAAAUAAAAAAAUAAAAAGUUGAACUCAUACGACAGGCAACGGAUGGUUCCCAUUAGGGGUUUUAUUGUAUGUCUACUACUAAUCUCAUGGGAAUAGUAACUACAUUUACAUACUGUCAAUGUGAUUUUUUUUUUAAAUCAAGAAUUGUUUUUGAAUCGAAUCGUGACUCUAAAAAUCCAUAUUGAAUGGUGACAUUUUCUGAAUCGUGCACCCCUAGUUCCUAUCCGACAAUUUUUAUUAGGGCAGUUGAUACGAUACCUGCUAUGGCUCGGUUGGUUAGCAACAGACAUCGGACUAUUGUUAUUAUAUCGCAUUUAACUGACCUGGCAUAUCAACAUCCCGGGCAACUUUUCUUAUUCCUCAAGUUUUUACUAGCUGAGAUAAUCUUUUUUUAAGAUUAAUUUUUUGGGCAUUUUAGUCCUUUUUAUUUUGAUUGGACAGCUGAAGACAUGAAGGGGGGGGGGCAACUUGCAGCAAAGGGCCGCAGGUCGGCGUCGAUAGAAGCUUGCAAAGGUAUUCAUACCCCUUGAACUGUUCCACAUUUUGUCACGUUACAACCACAAACAUGAAUGUAUUUGAUUGGGACUUUAUGUGAUGGACCAACACAAAGUGGCCCAUAGUUGUGAAGUGGAAGGAAAAUGAUCCAUGGGUUUUAAAUUUAUUUAUAUUUACAAAUAAACUGAAAAGUGUGGCGUGCUAAAGUAUUCCCCUGAGUCAGUACUUUGUAGAACCACCUUUCGCUGCAGUUACAGCUGCAAGUCUUUUUCGGGGUUAUGUCUCUACCAGCUUUACACAUCUAGAGACUGAAAUUUGUGCCCAAUUCUUGUUUUGAAAAAAUAGCUCGAGCUCAGUCGGAUUGGAUGGAAAGCAUCUGUGAACGGCAAUGUUCAAGUCUUGACAGAUAUUCUUAGGGCUGGACUUUGACUUGGCCAUUCUAACACAUGAACAUAUGAAUAUACUUUGAUAUAAACCAUUACAUUGUAGCUCUACCAACUGAGCUACCCAGGCACCCAGCUGAGAUAUUUCUUAAGUUUUAAGAAAUAUUUCUUAACCUAAAUGGUCUCUCUCUCUCUCUCUCUCUCUCUCUCUCUCUCUCUCUCUCUCUCUCUCUCUCUCUCUCUCAUUCUCUCACUGACCCCAGCCUCACCUUAUUUAUAUUAUACCGUAUAUAACAUUGUUGGGUUUUUAUUAUUAAAAACUAUAGUGUUUGUUUGUGAUCCAGUAUAGUUUGUUGCACUCAGUUCUUGUUUUCAAAUGUUGCUCUAAUGUUAGGUCUCGUGAUUACAGGAGAAGAAAUAAAUCUGUCUCCCAGAACAGCGUUUUGUUAUGCUGCCGGCCAAUCCUAGCUUUAGUGCCGUACCACAACAAUCGUCACUAUGGAAACCCUGAUAAGUGUCUUUUAUAGAAAGGCAGUAUUUGUUUCUUUUGUAUGUAUUUCUCUUUUUAAUGUAUGUUGUACGUCAUGUCUGUGUCUUCUGAAUGGACCUUCAGUCCCGCAAUAAAGCUGAUGAUGAUGAAGAUGA
Messenger RNA from Perca flavescens (yellow perch), 2740 nucleotides. RefSeq lists its product as uncharacterized. The transcript is spliced from 4 exons. Bases 56 to 733 code for a protein of 225 amino acids. NCBI's taxonomy places the organism in Eukaryota, Metazoa, Chordata, Actinopteri, Perciformes, Percidae. Gene Ontology annotation, biological process: cellular response to lipopolysaccharide; immune response; cell surface receptor signaling pathway. Gene Ontology annotation, cellular component: external side of plasma membrane. The record is from RefSeq and is a predicted model, not a curated record.